Fragaria vesca subsp. vesca is the source of this 638-nucleotide messenger RNA. RefSeq names its product non-specific lipid-transfer protein 2-like. The record is from RefSeq and is a predicted model, not a curated record. NCBI's taxonomy places the organism in Eukaryota, Viridiplantae, Streptophyta, Magnoliopsida, Rosales, Rosaceae. The transcript has a single exon. Gene Ontology annotation, biological process: lipid transport. The coding region runs from base 93 to 404 and encodes 103 amino acids.
AUACAUAUCUCAUUUAAGCCUUCUCUGUAUUCCAUUACAGCUUCUCCAUUUCUCUGAUUCGCGAUAUAGAUCGACUGAAUUCGAAGAAGAAGAUGAAGUUGUCAACUCGCAGUAGUGUGUCGGUAUUGGUACUUGUAUUCAUCAUCUUCACGAGUAGUGCUACUGCAGACUUGGUGCUGGUGGCAGCAGAGGUAGAUACGACAUGCAGUCCGGUGGAGUUGAGUUCAUGUUUAGAUCCAAUCCAGUACGGUUCAAAGCCGUCAAGCAUCUGCUGCCAGAAGCUCAAGGGGCAGGUUCCAUGCCUCUGUGGAUACAUCAAGAAUCCUGCUUUCAAGAAAUAUGUGACAGGUCCCAAUGCCCAAAAACUAUCCUCCAACUGCGGAGUUCCUUUCCCUCGUUGUUAAAGGCUUUAUCAUCAUAAUAGUCAUCACUACCUAUAUAUAUAUAGAACUUAGUAAAAAGAAGGGUCCAUGCAUAAUGUUCAUCAUUAUCAACUACUUAUAAUAAGAAGAAUGGAUCCGCACUUGUGGAAUUGUAUCAUGUUGUUCUAUUUUUACUUUCAUUUGUAGUGUGUUUUGAUUAACAUAUGAUGAUUAAACUAAAAUCAAUGAGAUUAAAUUGUGAAAAGGAUUCAGAUA